Acanthamoeba castellanii str. Neff is the source of this 1254-nucleotide messenger RNA. Its product is annotated as Solute carrier family 13 (sodiumdependent dicarboxylate transporter), member 2, putative. Gene Ontology annotation, molecular function: transmembrane transporter activity. NCBI's taxonomy places the organism in Eukaryota, Discosea, Longamoebia, Acanthamoebidae. Gene Ontology annotation, biological process: monoatomic anion transmembrane transport. Gene Ontology annotation, cellular component: membrane. The transcript has 7 exons. The record is from RefSeq and is a predicted model, not a curated record. The coding region runs from base 1 to 1254 and encodes 417 amino acids.
AUGGGGGUGGACGAGGCACGGACCAAGUACGCUCUCAAAUGGGAGGCACUGCGUGAGCGGGUGCAGGCGAGCAGAACCUACGACCUCCUCGCCAGGGUGUACGCCAACCCUGUGUUCAAGCUGUCGUGGUUCCCGCUGCUCACCCUCCCAUUGCUCCUGCUGGACCACAAUGACGAGCGCAAAUGGCGAACGGCCUGGGUCGCCGGCGUCAUGGCCUUCUACUGGAUAACGGAAGUGCUGCCCAUUCCUGUUACGGCCUUCCUCCCUCUGGUCCUCUUCCCUCUCUUCAACGUCGUACCAGCCAAGGUCGUGGCCGAGGUGGUGUUGCUUAUGGGCCACUCCCCGCGACGGCUCUUGGCGGGCUUCAUGAGCCUCACCGCCUUCAUCUCGAUGUGGAUCAACAACACCGCCACCACUUCAUUAAUGGCGCCGAUUGCGCUCGCGGUAUUGACCCAGAUCAACGAACAAAUCACGGAUGAGGGCGACGUCGAGCGAAGCGACGCGAACAGCGAACAGGUCAUCGGUGAGGAUGAUGGAACUGCACGACGAACGGAUAGCCACCGCGCUGCUGAGGAGCGGCGGAAGCUGAAGACCAAGCGCGACAAGGGCAUCAAGUACCACACACUCGCGCACGGAGCCGGCGAAGGCGCAGCUGCGGCGGGCAUCGUCGAGCAGAGCGAUGACGAAUGCGAUACCGAGAGCGACGAGAUCGCCGUCGCGAGCGUGCGAGUCAGCCAGGGGUCGUCCGCGAGUGAGUCCGACAACAAACCGGACGGAGGCGGCGACUACGACGGCGACGGCGAAGGUCAUCAAAGGCACAGCCGAGCCGAUCGGGGCAUGGACCUGCGGGGUGCCACGCAGAGCUCCAGCAGUCUCGAAGACAUCGCUCUCAGGGAUGCCGACCCUGACGUGGUCGACGCCACCGACCCCUUUGUCGCCCAGCCCUUCUCCGCAGAUGAGCGGAAGGAGAAGAUGGACCUGUUCGUGAAGGGCAUCCUGCUGUCGGUGGCCUAUUCGGCCUCGAUCGGCGGCACGUCUACCCUCGUCGGCACGGCCCCGAACCUGGUACUCGUCAACCAGUUCGCGGCCAUCUUCCCGCUGGCUCCCGCUAUUUCCUUCUUCAAAUGGUUCCUCUUUGCCACGCCGCUGGCUAUUAUUUUCCUGAUCAUUUUGUGGUUCUACUUUUCGUACUUGUACUGUCCCAACCCUGAGCUCAUCAGUACGGUCCAGUCCUCCUCCUACUGGGUACUUUGA